GUUUGGUCCGCUGCUGAUUUCGGUGAUCUUCAAGAUGACGAUGGAUUCUUACGACGUUAUCGCCAACCAGCCCGUAGUUAUUGAUACGUUUGUCCUCAGCAGUUUGGAAAUUGACAGGUUAUCUCUUCUUGAGGGGUCGAGAUGGUCCAAGUGGUUAGAGCGCGAUUUUACUGACCGGAAGAUCCGUGGUUCGAACGUGACCUCUACCUCUCGACUUCCCCUGUCUAGGCUUGGGCAGCCUGGCAGUAUCCCAGCCCUCGUGCUUCCUUCUGGUGGCAUGGGCACCGGUAUCCUCAAGGCUGGGUUUGCUGGCGAUCAGGUACCCAAGUAUCGAUUUCCAAACUAUAUUGGGCGACCGAAACAUGUCCGGGUAAUGGCUGGUGCCUUGGAAGGCGAUGAAUUCAUUGGCCCCAAAGCGGAGGAACACCGUGGCUUGUUAAGCAUCCGAUAUCCAAUUGAACACGGUAUCAUCCGAGAUUGGAAUGAUAUGGAGCGUAUCUGGACGUACGUGUACAGUAAAGACCAGCUGAUGGUAAGCAGCGAAGAACAUCCUGUACUGCUGACUGAACCUCCGUACAACCCGAAACGCAAUCGGGAGAAAAUGGCGGAAAUCUUUUUUGAAACGUUCAGCGUCCCCGCUCUCUACAUAUCAAUGCAAGCUGUCCUAAGUCUGUACUCUACAGGUCGGACAACUGGCGUAGUUUUGGAUUCCGGUGAUGGUGUCACGCAUGCAGUGCCAAUCUACGAAGGUUACGCCCUUCCACAUGCCAUCGAGCGAACUGAUUUGGCCGGACGUGAUGUGACCCGUUUUCUCCGAUUACUGCUUCGCAAAGAGGGUGCGGACUUCCAUACCAGUUCCGAGUUUGAAAUCGUCCGGCAGAUUAAGGAACGGGCUUGCUUCAUUACACUAAAUCCGGGAAAAGUGGAAGCUAUUGAGGCCGUGGUAUCAUAUCCCCUCCCAGACGGUUCCACUUUAGAAAUCGGCCCAGCACGAUUCCGGGCACCCGAACUCCUCUUUCGCCCGGACUUAAUCGGAGAGGAAUUCUUCGGUAUACAUCAGGUUUUGGCCUAUGCUAUUCAGAAAUCAGACAUGGAUUUGCGGCGUCUCUUAUACGAGAAUAUUGUGCUUUCGGGAGGAUCCACUCUCUUCAAAGGUUUUGGCGACCGUUUGGUAUUGGAAAUGAAGCGAAUGGCUCCCAAGGAUGCUCGUCUUCGAAUAUCAGCUCCACAGGAACGUCUUUAUUCCACUUGGAUUGGUGGUUCUAUCCUGGCAUCUCUAGACACGUUCAAACGUAUGUGGAUUUCCAAACGGGAGUACGAGAGCGAAGGCUCUCGCGUACUUCAUCGGAAACUCUUUUGAAGUUCAUUCCAAGGAAGACUACUCGUCCAUCCCCACUCCGUUUCUCGCAAUGCUCUCCCGCGGGCCCAUUUCACAAUCGCAUAUCGGUUUUCUGAACAUAACAUAACAGCCUUUCCUUUUUCAGCCCGUUCUCUUCUGGAAACAGCUAGUGGCAAUGCUUUUGUCUUUGUGCAAGACAUUGCGGACUCUGGAAAUUGAAGGCCAGUCACUCAGCUGCAGAUAGCACUGGGGUUCUUCAGUUCAUCCUGUUCAAAACGAAUCUAAUAACCUUGUGACUAGUUCUUUCGUUCAGUAAGCCCCCUGACUCUGAUCCCUUCGUAUAUAUUUAGGAUCUCGAUACCGUCUUGACAUAUGGUGUUGCUAAAAUUUGAGUGUAUUUGAGUCAGUGAACGUAAUUCAGGUCAGCAUGUCAUCCCGGUCGUUUUUAUCCGUUCUCGCGGUUGUUCAUCCUUGAAAGGUUUUGAUUGGUGACUCUUUUCGAGACGCUAACUACACAUUGGUCUUGGUGCCGAUUUUCCUUAUUGUCCACUAUCGUGUUUUUCUUUUCACCUGUCGAUGGGCUUUCUUCAUGGUCAUACAAACUGAUCUGAAUACGUGA
Opisthorchis viverrini is the source of this 1958-nucleotide messenger RNA. RefSeq lists its product as hypothetical. The transcript is spliced from 8 exons. Lineage: Eukaryota; Metazoa; Platyhelminthes; Trematoda; Opisthorchiida; Opisthorchiidae. The record is from RefSeq and is a predicted model, not a curated record. The coding region runs from base 35 to 1360 and encodes 441 amino acids.